AACUGGCGGCCAUAUCUCUUCGGUCUCCCACUCGAGUCUAAGGUAGUUUUUUUCUAAUCUCCGUUAGUGGCCUUCCAGGCUCCGUCCGGCCAGCACCAGGUCCGGCCUGCGGGAAGCAGAGAGGUUGGCAUUUACAGGACUGCCGCUGGGGUCGUGCCCCUACUCCCGCUGGAGCCCAGCGCCGGCGGCCUCCCCCGGCCGCUGCUCGUCCCGAACUCCCGGAAUCAGGAGCUCUGGGCUGCGUCCAGCCGCCUGGAAAGUAAAAGCAUCCCUGCCAUUCGGAUCACGGGGACGAGCGCCUCCACCUCGUCUGUACGUUGGUCUGGAUUUCAGCGUGUUCGGUGAGCGCGGGGUGACAUUUGCUUCAACUCCGUUCCCAUCGCUUCCCUCCUGGGGCUGGAGAUAUUUGAUCGCCGCAGAGAACACCGUGGGAGACGACAUAAACUGCUAACUUCAGGUGUUCUUGCUCUGCUGCUGCCGAACUGAACAGGCAGAAUUUAGCAUGAGCAUCACAGCAUGGCAGCUUCAUUGCCUCCGACGUGUGGAUUCAGUCAGUCGAUGCCCUUUCUCAAAGUUUCAGAGACCCCGCAGCGCAUGGAGGGAGGAUUCCGUGGUCAGAGGCUGAGCCGCAAAGCCUGUUAGCCCGCCGGUAGUGCAGAAGUGAGAAAGGUUGGGAGCGGAGCCCCCAGAAGUUGGAUAUAUAAGUGCCUUUUUGGAUUUGACACAUCGUGUAUUUUUAUGGUUGAAGGCAUCGUGUCAUGUUUUUUUGUUUUUCGUUAUCAUGGGGGAAUUGACAGCUAAACUUUAAAAAAUUUUAGUUAACUCACAAAAUGGGAAGUUUAAUUUUUUUUGUUUUUUAAAUGAUCAGCAAGGACCACAGCAAUGUUUUGUAGCUCUAGAGGAGAUAAGACUACUUCACCUUCUUACCAGACCGCUCUGACUUCUCAGUACUCGGGCUUUCUUCAUGAAGGGAACAUGAAAGAAGAAAGAACGGCUGCUGAGUUACAGAAAAAUAUGACACAGGACCCGGUGGUCUUUGAGGACGUGGCUGUGGACUUUACGCAGGAGGAGUGGGCUUUGCUGAAUCUUGCUCAGAGGAACCUCUACAGAGAUGUGAUGCUGGAAAACUUCCAGAACCUGGCCUCGCUAGGGUAUCCACUACACAUACCGUACCUGAUCUCCCAGUGGAAACAAGAGGAGGACCUGGGAACAGUGGAAAGAGGAACUAUCCAGGGGGAGCACCAGGAAGGUUUUGAGACUCAACUUAAAACUAGAGAAUCAAUUACUCCACAAGAUACUUAUGGACAAAAAGUAUCCAAUGAGCAGAAAAUAGUAAGGUUCAAAAGGAAUGAUUCUUGGUCAUCCAUUUUACACAAAAAUGGGACAUACCAUGGUGUUUAUGAUCAGAACAAAAACCAUGAGAGACAUCUGAGGAAUCCUGUGGUGGAGAACGUCCGUGAACAUAGUGAAGAAAAUCGGUGUGGACAAACCUUUGGCCAAACUUCACAUCUUAGUGUGCCGAAGAGAACUGCGGAAGUAAAGGCCUAUGAAUGCCGCGAGUGUAAAACGGCCUUCACGGAUCACUUAUCCCUUAAGGAUCACGUCGGGUCUCACGCUGGAAGCAAACCCUAUCAGUGUAAAGCAUGUGGGAAAGCUUUUCAUUUUCUUGCUUGUUUCAAGAAGCAUGUGAAAACUCCCACUGACGGGAAGCCCUAUGAAUGUGAGGAGUGUACGAAAGCCUUCGCUUGUUCCUCCUUCUUUAGGGCACAUAUGAAGAUUCAUACUGGAAAGGCAAACCAUGAAUGUAAAGAAUGCGGAAAAACCUUCAGCUGUUCUUCAUCCCUCACAGAACACAGGAGGAUUCACAGUGGCGAUAAGCCUUAUGAAUGUAGGGAAUGUGGGAAGGCCUUCAGUUGUUCCUCCUCCCUCUCCAAGCACAAGAGGAUUCACAGUGGAGAUAAGCCAUAUGAAUGUAAGGAAUGUGGGAAGGCCUUCAGUUCUUCCUCCCACCUUAUAAUACAUAUCAGAAUUCAUACCGGAGAGAAGCCUUACGAAUGUAAAGAGUGUGGGAAGGCCUUCAGUGAGUCCUCAAAACUCACCGUCCACGUCAGAACACACACGGGAGAGAAACCUUAUAAAUGCAAGGACUGUGGGAAAGCCUACAAUUGUCCUUCCUCCUUAAGUAUCCACAUGAGAAAACACACUGGAGAGAAACCCUAUGAGUGUCUGGAAUGUGGCAAAGCCUUCUAUCUCCCCACUUCCCUGAGCACCCAUGUGAAAAAUCAAAGUAGAGAGAAACCCUAUGAAUGUAAGGAAUGCGGGAAAGCCUUUAGUUGUCCGUCAUCCUUCAGAGCACAUGUGAGAGAUCACACUGGCAAGAUACAAUAUGAAUGUAAGGAGUGUGGGAAGGCCUUUAGCCGGUCCUCGUCCCUCACAGAACACUUGAGAACUCACAGUGGAGAGAAGCCUUAUGAAUGUAAGGAGUGUGGGAAGGCCUUUAUCAGCUCCUCCCACCUUACAGUGCAUGUAAGAACUCACACUGGAGAGAAACCUUAUGAAUGUAAGAAAUGUGGGAAAGCCUUCAUUUAUCCCUCAGCCCUCAGGAUCCACAUGAGAACACACACUGGGGAGAAACCCUACGAAUGUAAGGAAUGUGGGAAAGCCUUCCGCCAUUCCUCAUACCUUACUGUCCACGCAAGAAUGCACACCGGAGAGAAGCCCUUCGAAUGUCUGGAGUGUGGGAAAGCCUUCAGUUGUCCCUCAUCCUUUCGAAGACAUGUAAGAAGCCACACUGGAGAGAAACCCUAUGAAUGUAAGGAAUGUGGGAAAGCCUUUGUGUGUCCUGCCUACUUUCGAAGACAUGUGAAAACUCACACCAGAGAAAAUACAUAAGUGUAAGAAAUAUGGGCAUGUCUGCAAGGCGUUUUCAAGUCCUCGAUCUAACAUUAUGGAGAUACCCUAUGAAUGUAAGAAAGCAGGAAGUUGCUGCUUAUCUGUUUGAAGACUAGAAAACUCACAGCUGAGAGAAACCUGUGUAUGUAAACCUCGUGGUAAUGCCUUCGAUGAACAUCACUUACGGUGUAAAAGAAAACUACUAGAAGCACAGAUCAGUGCCUCACCUUCAAAGUGGACUGCCAGCUCAUUGAUUUUCUUUUCUGUUUUCUGAUGUGAAUAUUUUAGGUGAUGUAUUUCCCUCUAAUACUUUUUCAGCUCUAAUCAUGUUUAAUUGUGAGGUACUUUUAUUUUGGCUGAGAUGUAAAUGUUCUUCAUGACAAAAUCUUUUGGACUCACAAGGAGACUUGAGGUGUUUUUCAUAAGGCGGGAGUGGUCUUUUUUAAAAAAAUUAGUUUCUAAUUAA
Messenger RNA from Suricata suricatta (meerkat), 3358 nucleotides. Its product is annotated as zinc finger protein 699. Bases 883 to 2892 code for a protein of 669 amino acids. The record is from RefSeq and is a predicted model, not a curated record. Gene Ontology annotation, biological process: regulation of DNA-templated transcription. The transcript is spliced from 8 exons. Gene Ontology annotation, molecular function: RNA polymerase II cis-regulatory region sequence-specific DNA binding; DNA-binding transcription factor activity, RNA polymerase II-specific. Lineage: Eukaryota; Metazoa; Chordata; Mammalia; Carnivora; Herpestidae.